Molecule: messenger RNA, 414 nt
Organism: Penicillium waksmanii
Lineage: Eukaryota; Fungi; Ascomycota; Eurotiomycetes; Eurotiales; Aspergillaceae
Exons: 1
Coding region: 1-414 (137 amino acids)
Source: RefSeq, a predicted model, not a curated record
AUGUCAGGCCACUACUCCCAACAGGGAUAUCAGCAAUAUCCUCCGUAUGGUGGCUCACCUGCUCAGCCAUACCAGCCCUACAGUCCUCCGCCUGCCGGUUCCUACAACAGACCUCCUCCGCAACAGCCCACCGGCUACCCCGCACCGCAAGGUCAGCAGGGCCAGGGCCAGGGCCAAAGUCAAGGUUAUGCACGUCCAGCACCGCCGCCACCGCAGGGCCAGCCUUAUGGAUCGUCGGGAUCGCCCUACCCCGGACAACAAGCUCCUUAUCCUGGAACCUCCUCGUCGCCCUACCCUCCCGGACCGCCUUCGCAUUCACCUUACCCUGGACAACAAGCGCCGCACCCUGGAGCCCACUCCCCAUACCCUGGACAGCAACCACCCUAUGUACAGAUGAGCCCUAUGUAUCCCUGA